AUGACAUUAUCACAAGCGAUACGACAAAUGGAUUCGACUUCAGGUGACAACGAAGAGGAGAGGGGUCGGUCUGAGGCCACCAUCAGGUUUGUGGUCAAUCGUGUCCACCAAUUGCAUGAUUACUGCCGACUCAGUGCCGUCACAUACAUGCGAUACUUACCCUGGCAACUGAUGGUAAAGACGAGUGAGAUUUGGCCGAUCGGUGGCGACGAUUGGGGUCCGGAAGAGGCGGACGAAGAAUUUGGUAUUUUUCUCUGCUGUAAAUAUAAGCCAAAGUCAACGAACUGGUCGUGUACUGCGAGGGCUGAGCUGACACUCGUCGCGCAGUCGGCCACCGGACACAACAUUACCCGAAAAAUUGAACACAAAUUCAAUCUAAAAGAAAACGAUUGGGGUUUUCAAAAGUUCAUCGCAUAUGAAGAUUUACAGAAUCCGGAAAAGGGUUUCAUUAAAGACAAUACGAUUGUCGUGGAAGCGAUCAUUACAGCCGAAGAGCCCGUCGGAGUGUUUAUGCCAUCAAAUGUCGAGAAUAUAAUUCAAAGCAAAGACAUGAAGUCUUAUCCAGAAUUGGCUUAUUUUAUGAACGAAUCCGAGAGUAAUGUUGUGUUCAAAGUGGAGGGCAAACGGAUUCCGGCCGUCAAAGAGUUGUUAUGCAUUAAAAGCGAUUAUUUUCGAUCAAUGUUUUCGGGAAAUUAUACCGAAAGUAAUGAUAAAGUGAUUGAAAUUCCGGACACGACUUGCAAUGCCUUUAAAGUCAUUCUUUGGUACUUAUAUUCAAACGAAUUGCCCUUCAAUUUGACUGAAGAGACGUGUUUUGAGUUUAUAUACGCUGUCUAUAGACUCGCCGAUAAGUUUCAAAUCAAACGACUUCUCGAUUAUUAUGAAAACCAAUUGAAAGCAAACAUCACUGAAGAGAAUCUGGAAUUUGUCGCAAGAAUUGGAUUCGAGUAUAAAAUCGAUUCUUUGAUGACUUGUGUGAAGGCAUUCAUUGAUAACACAUUUAAUAAACUGGUUCUCAAAGACAGCGAUUAUUUGACUCAAAUGAAUGCCUUAACGAAUGACUAUUUGUUUAAGAAAAUGAUACCAAAAGUGCGCAAAAGGGCCCGAAUUGAAGUCGAGUCUCCGGAAUCUCCUUAUAUUUCAAUUCAAAUAUCAUUAAAGUUACUGGGUCUAAUUCUGGUACCGAUUCCUAUGAUUGCAUUCAAUCGUCUCUUUGAACACAACGACAAAAAUGGACACAAAUUUUGGCCAAACAUUCAAUUGAAACCACAUUUGACUCUAAGAAGCGUUCACUUGAAUAACGCGUUGAAAGUGAAAGACAUUCAACAGAAAUGCUGGGAAUCAGUGGUAAAGAUCACAGAAAACACGACAAGUGGUCACACAUUAGGCGCCGGACUUAUUGUCGACGACAAGGGAUACGUAUUGACCAGCGCUCAGGUGGUGUGCGAUCUGACACACGUUGGCGUGACUUUUGCCAAACCGUACAUUAGAUCUCAAUUGUUGUCCAGAGAUAUGACCGCCGAUGAGAUACAAACGGUUUACGGACGGGUCGUAUACGUGGAUCCGGGCGUCGAGUUGGCACUCGUCAGGCUAUUUACGGUCAAACCGGGAGUCUUACGAUCCCUACCGCUGACCGACACCAACACUGACCCCAAAUGUGGUCAAACAGUGGUUGCGUUCGGCUGUUCAACACUCGACCAAAGUUUCAUCACUGGAGUGAUAGCAUCGGUAGAUCGGGUGGAGAGCCACACAUCACAGGGAAGUCACGCCUACUUCCAAGUGAUGCUAAAUCCGGACCACAAACACAUCCAACACUCGGCGACCAUUAGUGACGGCUAUUCCGGUGGACCCGUUGUCGACACCAGCGGUCGACUGAUUGGCAUUUCGCUCAACACUCCCAUCAGAAGUGAUGGCAUUUUCUUUGCCGCCUUCGCCGCAGAUAUCAUUGCUUUCGUUAAGAGAGGCUUAGAGUUUGAGACCAGAGAUCGUGAUAUGAAGUACUCGUUUGCGAACCGGAAAUCACUGGGAGUUGUGUUGUAUAAGGAUAUGAACGCCAGUAAUAAAGUGUUCAAAUAUAAAUUGAGACAAAAAGAAGUGAUUUAUGUAUCGAUUGAGAGCUAUAUUCAGGAAAUGCGGGCAAAGUGCCCCAAUACUAGCGCCCAUAGCUGUCAUCUCUGGCCACUGUUGGCGCCAACGAAACGGUGGCCAAAACGAGGCAAAGGAGUGGACAAACACACGAUUGUGGCCGGAGUUUGCACUAAGAAGAGUCCGAUUGAGGUGGCCCAACAUUACAACACAUGGCAGCAAUCGGUCGCAUUGUGCGAAGCGUGCAAUUCCAGCGCAUUCUUUGUGGACAACGGCACGUAUGCCGUGACCUCAGCGCUGGCCGUUCAGGGCUUGACCAACGUUAACAUCUGGCUGUCACAAGACUUUCCCAAACAAGACCUAAGUCCGACCGCAACGACACCGGAUCUCAACAUCUCCAGAGUGUUCGGUCAAGUGAUAUACGCGGACCCGUCGCUGGGUUUGGCGCUCAUCAAAGUGUUCAAUAUUAACCCCAAUGUAAUUCCAACGCUGCCGAUGGCAACUGACGCCGAGAUACAGGUCGGCGAACGGGUGAUCGUUAUGGGUAUGCCUACCGGCAAACGGGGUUACGUCGCCGGCACCAUAGCCUGCAAGGAGGGGCCCAAAGCGGACACCGGUUAUGGUGACAACUAUCACAGUCAGUAUGUGCUCAAUCCGGAGACGCAGUACAUGAGCCAUAAUAUCAUUGCUGUGAACCAAUACAACGGCGGACCAGUGGUCAACAUGAAUGGCCAUUUGGUGGGCGCUAUGCUGUCGGGUGUGCACCACCAUCAGCACAUCAUUUCCGUCGAUAAAGUCAAAGGUAAUAUACCGGGACAGGGGUUGGGCGGGGGUAUAGAGAGGGAGACACUACGGGUGUUUGAGUUUAUAGCCGCGGGUCUGGCGUACGAACCGACUGAACGCCGAAACCGGUACUCAUUUGUGGGUAAGAGAGGGCUGGGAGUGGUGUUGAGCUGCGAUCACGAUGGCUUUCAUUUCCAGAAGUGUAUUCACAACAGUCCCAACGCUAAUGUUGGACUUCAAGCGGGCGACCGAAUAACACACAUCAAUAGCGUUGAAUUCAAUAAGUUAUCCCAAUUGACUGAUGCCAUCAGUGGCCUCACCGGUAAUGUGCUUCCCCUCCUUGUGGAUCGUGGUCAACAGUCGGUGCCCAUCAACUGUCACGUCUAUGCCUUCAAUUGCUCUGUUUUCCCAUUACUUAUGUCGACAUCGGUUCCGACCAUAAUUGGCGGUAAUUAUCGGUAUCAACACAUCGGACACAAUGACAAUAACAAUACCAUCAAAAGUCAUUCAAAGUUGCGGACAAACACACCAUUCAAACCAUUGCCAACAACUCUAAGAAGAGCUCAUUUGUUGGACACGGCUUUGGCGGCGAAGAUGAGAGAGAUAUACGACGAGUCAAUGGAGUCUAUUGUGACGUUAAUUGCGGGCCAAUUGAUGGGCACCGGGUUUGUUGUGGACGACACGGGACUCAUUGUGACCAACUGUCAUGUGUUGGCCGACAGUCAAACCGUUUUGGUUAAGCUAUCGUUUCCGACGCCACUCUUCGAGCUCUUCGACAACCAAAGCGCCGACGAUUUGGUCGACACAAUCGGCGGACAAGUGGUGUACUGCGAGCCUGAGCUCGAUUUGGCGCUCGUCCGGGUGUUUGUCUCACACGAAGCCCUACCGGCGCUCUCGUUGUCGACCCGCGACCCGUCGCCCGGCGAACCAAUGCUGGCCGUUGGGAACCCGGGUUUGGCCGGCAGUACAGUUGUGGGCGUUGUGUUGGGCACCGAUAGGCCCGAUGUCUUUACCGAUCGGCCACAACUGCAACACUCGGCGCCGACAACUGUCGGCUUUUCCGGCGGUCCAAUACUCGACCGCAACGGCGCUGUACUCGGAGUACACUUCGCCGGACUCUUCAACGGCGGGACCGCCGCUCUGUCCAGUCAUGUGACCGAUCUCAUAACUAAUGGCAAAGAGUUUGAACGAAAAGAGGAGAUAAAGCAGUACUCGAUGUCCGGCAAGAGAUCGUUGGGAGUAGUCGUAGAGCAGAGGCCGGGGAAUAGGUUUGUGGUCUCCGUUCCGCCCAUUAAUACCCGACCCNAACGAAAAGAGGAGAUAAAGCAGUACUCGAUGUCCGGCAAGAGAUCGUUGGGAGUAGUCGUAGAGCAGAGGCCGGGGAAUAGGUUUGUGGUCUCCGUUCCGCCCAUUAAUACCCGACCCGAUGUCCCGGAGACCGAAAAAUUUAGUGAAAACGAUUGCAUUAUGCAAAUCAAUGGCACAACUUUUACCACGUUUUCGCAAUUGGAUAAAGCGAUUGAAGCACUAACUGAUGGCCAGCCGUUAAACCUGACGGUCAAUAGAAAGGGAUUGGAUGUGGAGAUUAAGGUUAAGCCAUUGCCUGGAGAUUAUCACAACUAUUCAGUGGUUUAG
Messenger RNA from Medioppia subpectinata, 4503 nucleotides. NCBI's taxonomy places the organism in Eukaryota, Metazoa, Arthropoda, Arachnida, Sarcoptiformes, Oppiidae. The record is from the annotation of a GenBank genome assembly.